Messenger RNA from Cladocopium goreaui, 1423 nucleotides. The record is from the annotation of a GenBank genome assembly. Lineage: Eukaryota; Dinophyceae; Suessiales; Symbiodiniaceae.
AUGCCACCCAACAAUCCACAGACUUUGACACCUACACCUUCUUACACACCUCCACAUCAAGGACUUCCAGCCGGAUCUCUUCCAUGUGUCCAACCUGGUGUAGGCACAGGCAUUCUUCAUCAAGCUCCACCUCAACCUACGACGUCUACGCCACCAACAUCCAAUGUCACUCCACAACAGGCACAACCAGCGAGACCAAAACCUGCAACAAGAAAGCCCGCUCCAGAAAAACCACCUUCAUUGCGACGACCAUUGAUCCGAACGACCGCACCCGAUUUUGAAGAUCGAAUGCAGCGCCAAGUCGACUCACAAAUGCUGCAAUCCAAAACCCAGGAAAUGCUGGACAAGAUCACCAAGUCGCUUCAACAGCCUACACCGUCAGUCCCAGCUCCUCAGCCCGCUCAACACUCCAUCCAACCACCUAUGGCCGUUCCAGGUAAUCUUGAACCUUCCCGAUGUCCACAUCCCGCUGGUCUACAUGUAUACCACCUCACCUACGUCGUCCCGCUUCACCACCACCGCCUUCGCGAUCCCGACCACGACGAUCUCGCCGAUGAUCCAGGACCCGCUCACGUUCACCUUCAAGUCCUUGAUCUCACCGACAUCCACGGCCCCGAACCUCUACUUCGGCAACGUUCCAAGCCUCACCAUCCCAAAGAACGUCGCACCCCAUCUCCCAUGGCCGUCGCCGAUCACCUCCUCAUGAUUCCCCACAUCCUCGUGACCGCCAUGACGGAGCGCCGAUCAAGAGCAGCCGUCCUAAUUCACCACCACCGGCACCUCCUGGGCCAAGUCUCAGAACGCAUCCCUGGAGGAUCGACAGACGAAAGCGGCAACCCAAAACAACUGACAGACUGGGCAAUCGUGAAUUGCACCAAUGGACUCUACGGGAUCGGAAAGGGCCAGCUUCCGGCAGGCUCAAUUGCCACCUGUCGCACUCCGAAGAAUACCACGCACUUGGCAGGGGGCAAUGAUCAGCUGCAACGGGGUUGCCGGGGAGGAAUCGCAAAAGGACGGGACGGUGCUACUGCUAUCAAUUCCUCUUGCGCUACGGUGGCUUUUGUUGCUGGAACUCAUCAGGCUGCUGCAAGGCUGUCCCACUACACCGCACCGCUACUGCACUACCACUCCGAAAUCACCUUCUGUUUCGGCUACUACCACCUCACCUCAGCCUAUGCCUUCUCCUUCCGUGGUGAGCAGCAAUGCCGAUAUGUCCGCCUCCAAGCUUCGUUACCUGUUCACCAAGUGUCCUUCAAGGUCUUUACCUUCGACCACGAUCGAAGGGAACUAUGGAUCAAUCAUCAGGGGCUACUCUCGCCUCCGGGAUCCAAUUCCACUACGGUGAUUGGCGGCCUAUCUCGAACGCUGACUCAGGACCAGAUCUCCGCCUUGACCAUUGGUUUGCAAGCCCUCGCUUCCUCGA